AUGGAUUUAGAUAGUACCCUCAUGGCACUUGGGAAUUGUCCUGUAUUACUGAAAGUCCCAGGGCCAGUUUCUUUUUCUGGACUGUACCGAUGGAAUGCAGGCUUCCUAGCACUGCUCUUGAGUGCCCCCUACCAUGAAGAAUAUUCUGUAUGGGCACUGAGGUGGGGAGGAGAUUUCUCUGAGCCAGAUGCUAAUAAGCCGCUGAGGAACACUGAAUUGGGAAAGGUUUUUGGGAAACAAGUCACAGUGGAAGGAAGUACCAUGCCUGUGAACAUGUUCCUUGGGAUCCCCUAUGCUGCACCCCCUCUGGGACCUCUAAGAUUUGAGACACCAAAGCCUGCAUUGCCCUGGAAUGGCUUGCGAGAUGCCACAAUCUAUCCUAAAUUGUGUUUCCAGAAUUCAGGGUGGCUACGCUCAGAUCGUCAUAUAUACAAGGUGCAUUAUCCCCCACUGGAAGUAUCAGAAGACUGCCUGUACCUUAACAUCUUUGCACCUGCCCACGCAGACCUUUGCUCCAAUCUCCCUGUCAUGGUGUGGAUACCAGGUGGCUCUUUUGAGACUGGCUCAGCCUCCAUCUUUGAUGGGUCUGCCUUGGCUGCCUAUGAGGAUGUGCUAGUUGUGACUAUCCAGUAUCGGCUGGGAAUAUUUGGCUUCUUCAACACAGGAAACUGGCAUGCUAAGGGGAACUGGGGCUUUCUGGACCAGGUGGCUGCUCUCACCUGGGUCCAGGGGAACAUCCAGAACUUUGGUGGGGACUCGAACUCUGUGACCAUCUUCGGGGAGUCUGCAGGAGCCAUAAGUGUUUCCAGUCUUAUUCUUUCCCCCCUGGCCAAUGGCUUAUUCCACAAAGCUAUCAUGCAGAGUGGGGUGGCUAUCUUCCCUUACCUGAAGGCUGCUGAUGGUGACAGGACUAAGGAUUUGCAGAUGAUUGCCAAUAUCUGUGGUUGCAAGAAGUCUGAUUUCCUGAUCCUGCUACAGUGCCUGAGGAAAAAAUCCUCUAAGGAAUUACUGGACAUCCACAAGAAAGCCAAGUCUUUCACUCGAGUGAUUGAUGGUUCUUUUUAUCCCGAUGAGCCUUUAUCGCUAUUGACUCAUAAAACAUUUAAUCCAGUUCCCUCUAUCAUUGGUGUCAACAACCACGAAUGUGGCUAUCUGCUGCCCAUGAAGGAGUUUCCUGGGGUCCUUAAUGGUGUCAACAAAUCUCUUGCCAUGUAUUUGAUACGCACAGUCUUGCAUAUCCCUCCCCAAUGUUUGCAUGUGGUGGCUAAAGAAUACUUCCCUACCAAACACUCUUUGACUGAAGUACGGGAUGCUUUACUGGACUUGUUCGGAGAUGUGUUAUUUGUGGUCCCAGCACUGGUCACUGCUCAGUAUCACAGAGGUGCUGCUGCACCAGUCUACUUCUAUGAGUUUCAACACCGACCUCAAUGCUUUCAUGACACAAAGCCAGCUUUUGUCAAAGCGGACCACACUGAUGAAAUCCGUUUUGUCUUUGGAGGUGCCUUCCUGAAGGGCAACGUUGUCAUGUUUGAAGAUGCCACUGAGGAGGAGAAAUUGCUGAGUAUGAAGAUGAUGAGAUACUGGACUAACUUUGCUCGGACUGGGAAUCCUAAUGGAAAAGACCUGCCUCUGUGGCCUGCCUAUAGCCAACAACGCAAGCAGUAUUUGCAACUGGAUUUGAACAUAAGUGUGGGAGAGAGACUGAAAGAGAGGGAGGAGAAGUUUUGGACAAAUACCCUCCCCCUAGUACUGUAUACUUCUGGAGUGGUCCUCAAGUCUUUUCAUUCCUUGAUCUUUCUUUCUCUCCUCCCACCUUUAUUCUUCUCCUUUGCUUCUUAAGAACUGAUUCUUUGUCAUUUUGGUUUUCCUUCUCCUCCUGUACGCUCUACCAUAAUCAUUAGCUUUAUCUUGUGUUUAAUUAUGGAAUCAGCAGUUCUCAGUGGUGUUUAGUGGAUUUUGGGAAAGAUCUUUAGGAAUUCCUUUCAGCAUCAACAGUGCAAUUUGCUUUGGAAGACGACCACAUUUUGUCAAUACACCUGUAAGAGCUGGCUUAUUGUCAUGACAAUGAUCUUGUUAGUUAUAUUAAAAUAAGACUGUAAAAUAUAUACAAGGAACAGAAUUUAAUUCUGUCUUGAGUCUUACCACCUUCGUUAUUCAAGAUAAAGUGGACUUUCUGAAUCAGGAGAACAUAUAUAUACAUAUAAAUAUAUAUUCUGUUACUCAGGAGAUGUAUGGGAG
Erinaceus europaeus (western European hedgehog) is the source of this 2238-nucleotide messenger RNA. It is a transcript of the gene CES5A, whose product is annotated as carboxylesterase 5A. The record is from RefSeq and is a predicted model, not a curated record. The coding region runs from base 1 to 1839 and encodes 612 amino acids. The transcript has 13 exons. Lineage: Eukaryota; Metazoa; Chordata; Mammalia; Eulipotyphla; Erinaceidae.